Messenger RNA from Rotaria sp. Silwood2, 471 nucleotides. NCBI's taxonomy places the organism in Eukaryota, Metazoa, Rotifera, Eurotatoria, Philodinida, Philodinidae. The record is from the annotation of a GenBank genome assembly.
AUGCGUAUAUAUAUCCUCUUGAUAGCAGCGUUACAACCACAUUUAAACAUGAAUCAGAAUAAUAUUCAUCUUCUUGAUCUUCCAAAUGAAAUACUAUUUCUUAUUUUGAAAAAACUUGACAAUAUUGAUGUUCUUUAUUCUUUACAUGGUAUCAACAAUCAACGACUUGACAUUAUAGCACAUGAACAAAUCUUCAGUAACGUACUUAAUUUUGUUUCCAUAUCACAACCAACUGAUGAGAUUUCUUUAAUUUCUGGUUCAAUACUAAAUCGAUUUUGUAAUGACAUAUUACCAAAAAUUCAUGAAAAGGUCAAAUCUCUCACUCUUGAUUCCGUUUCUAUGGAAUGUAUCCUUCGUGCUGGUAACUAUCCCAAUCUUACUGAACUUAAACUUUUCAAUUUCAACAAAAUAAUCAUUUCACGUUAUUUCAUUAGUAAGAUAUUCAUGUGUACUGAUCCUUUAGAAGAUUAG